Molecule: messenger RNA, 1904 nt
Organism: Aspergillus glaucus CBS 516.65
Lineage: Eukaryota; Fungi; Ascomycota; Eurotiomycetes; Eurotiales; Aspergillaceae
Exons: 4
Coding region: 103-1518 (471 amino acids)
Biological process (GO): positive regulation of transcription from RNA polymerase II promoter by galactose; DNA-templated transcription
Cellular component (GO): nucleus
Molecular function (GO): DNA-binding transcription factor activity, RNA polymerase II-specific; zinc ion binding; RNA polymerase II cis-regulatory region sequence-specific DNA binding
Source: RefSeq, a predicted model, not a curated record
CAACAUCGCCCCCUGCUUCAACUUAAACCAGGUGAAUUUGAUCUAAUCUGCUUGAUCAGAUACAACUCCUUUGGACCCUCUGUUGUAUAUUCAUCAUUCAUCAUGCCUACAGGAACAUCGAACCUGGUCUGUGUGAACUGUAAGCUCCGCAAGAAGAAAUGCGACAAAGCGCGGCCGCGCUGUGGAUACUGCGCCCGAAAGAACUUGGACUGUCAAUCCUCCAUAGAUGCAAAAUACCCGCAAUUAAGACGCCUACCGGUGACCCCUAGUCCUGUCAUCGGCUCGUCCUUGCUCCUAGCGGAGACUUUGUCAGCUGUCUUGCAAGGUGAACCAACAAGCCUCCACUCCACAGUGUAUCUGCAAAUCCUCCGGAUCAUUCACUUGACCGAUCAAACUAUAGACGAAAUCUGCCUCCGAUACUUCCGAGGAAUGCAUUCUUUCAUACCGAUACUAUCGGCCCCGCGGUUCCAUGAACAACUGGUCCACUCGGCGGCGCUACCCUCCGCGACAUUCUCCGUACUGCUAUUGUCGAUGGCCCUGGUAACGUACCACCCUAGUCUGGUCGCAUCUAGCUCUGCUGUUGAUCAAGCGACCCUCUAUUUAACUACAAAAUCGCUGUACACCCAGGCACUGGCCUCUUUUCCGGAUUCUCUACUUCUUGUCCAAGCUGGUAUCAUCAUCGCUAGUUAUGAAUAUGCCACUCGAAGGAUUAAUGAAGCUAUUUGUUCUAUUAGCGUCUGCGCCCGGAUGGGCUAUGCUACUGGCCUCCACCUUCUCAGCUUGACGGAAGGAUCUGAUCAUUCUUCCCAAGUGGCAGAGAAAAAUAAUACUUGGUGGGGUGUUGUGAUCACCGAAAGGACCAUAUUAUGCGAAGCGGACAUUGUUCAACAGCCCAUCAUUUCCCGCUUUCCAGAGGGAGAGAUUUCACUACCAAAGGAGCCCGUGUCAUUGGAAUGGGACUCGGAUCUACUCACCGAUGCCGUUUCUCGAAGAUGUCCAUACGUUGACGAUUGCGAUGGAUUGGCUAGGGUGACCCAGGCCGUAUGGCUUUUGGAUCAGGUCUUCAAGGCCUCCGAAGAGCGGGAUGUCGAUGUCCGAUUGGCUCAGCUCGAUAAGCUGGAUUACUCUUUACGAGGAUGUCUAGCGUUGACAAUGGAUCAAUCCGAGGGCCGAUGGGGGCUAUUCUGCACAGCGAACGCAAUCAUCUUUAGGGCGCUCUUCAUUCUCCACCAAAAAGUGAUCCACAGCGCAACUGGGGUUGCGCGUUUGAGCUCCCAAAUUGCACUCGAGACAGCCACUCAGAUGGUGAAGGAUAUCGCUACUACUCAACACAGUAUGACCCUCGCAGAGAUGGAUACGCUACCACCGAGUCGGGCCUUUGUUUUCAGGGCAGCGCUACACUAUCUCGAUGAAUUUGGGACAAAAUGUGAUCGAUGGAACACUGUUCGGACCCAUCUUGAAGCAUCAUUAACAAUGUUUGAUGCACGUUGGAAUGCAAUCACUUCCCAAACAUCGUGAAAUACCCCUUCAGACAGCGCUUCAACAACAAUAAUUUACUUUCGCCAAUUGUCCCCCUGUCUUCCGUGUGGGUACGGUACGGAAUAUAAGACCAUUUACCGCUUUGAACUUGUGGCUUGCCAAGUCAAUUUCUGGAGAGAAAGUACGGAUGACGGAGUGGAAUUAAGGUCCAUGGACCCUAUAGGGAAUCAAGUGGAAGUUAGUCGAAGUCAUCAAUUGGGGCCAAAGAAGGACCGGACCGCCAUCCCGUCUGGGCAACUAAACCCCAUUGAGGUCAACGAGGAGGCUCUGAGCUCGGCUCCGAGCUCGGCUCACGGCUUUUACUUGGAAAACUUCAUUUCGCUCUGCUCUGAUUUUUUUUUUUUUUUUUUUUUUUUUUUUUUUUU